AUGUGGAAGAAGAUUUUCAAAAAGGGGGUCAGUCGUAAAGGCAACGCCAAAAGUCUGGUCCACAGGGACAGUAAGGAGGGAAAUGAAAAAGAUGACAGUGUUGAUGAUUUGCAGAAUGCACCAAGCGGUGGUGUGGAGAUUGAGCAACAUGACCUCAUCCAAAAACUGGUCGGUAGAGGAGCCGAGAUAAAUAAAGUUGAUAAUGACGGUUUUACUGCAUUACAGCUAGCUUCAGAUGGACAACUUGAUGUCACUAAAUAUUUCAUCAGUCAAGGAGCCGAGGUGAAUAACGGCGGAAAUCUUAGUUUGACCCCGUUACGUGUAAGUCGUAAAGGCAACGCCAAAAGUCUAAUCCACAGAGACAGUAUGGAGGAAAAUGAACAAGAUGGCCGUGGUGAUGAUUUGCAGAGUGCACUAAACAGUGCCGUGCGGAAUGGACAACUUGACCUCAUCCAAGAACUGAUCGGUAGAGGAGUCGAGGUUAAUAACGGCGGGAAAAAGGGUUUGAUACCAUUGCAUAUAGCUGCACAGAAUGGUAAUCUUGAUGUCACCAAAUUUCUGAUCAGUCAAGGAGCUGAGAUGAAUAAAGUCGGUAAUGACGGUUGGACUGCGUUACUUAUAGCUGCAGGGACUGGACAUCUCGAUGUCACCAAAUUUCUGAUCAGUCAAGGAGCAGAGGUUAAUCACGGCGGAAUGGAGGCUGCACAGAAUGGUCAUCUUGAUGUCACCAAAUGUCUGAUUAGUCAGGGAGCUGCAGUCAAUAGGAGCAGCAAUGAGGGUAGGACCCCAUUACAACUAGCUGCACAGAAUGGUCAUCUUGAUGUCACCAAAUGUCUGAUAAGUCAAAGAGCUGAAGUGAAUAAAGAUGACAAUGAGGGUAUGACUCCAUUACGACGAGCCGCACAGAAUGGUCAUCUUGAUGUCACCAAAUGUCUGAUAAGUCAAGGGGCUGAAGUGAAUGAAGUUGAUAAUGAUGGUCUAACCCCAUUACAACUAGCUGCAUCUAAUGGUCAUCUUGAUGUCAUCAAAUAUCUGAUGAGGCAAAGAGCUGAAGUGAAUAAAGGUGAUAAUGAUGGUUCGACUGCAUUACAUUUAGCUGCUAAUGAAGGACAUCUUGAUGUUGUCACAGAAUUAAUCAGUCAAGGAGCUGAUGUUGAUAAGGCUAGUGACAAAGGAUGGUCAGCCUUAUACCUUGCCGCAGCUGCUGGUCACGUUCGUGUUUCAAGUGCUUUGCUUGGUCAGCAAGCUGAGCUGGCCACAUCAAAUAUAAUUCAUUGGACUGAGUUUCAUUCCGCUGCAGAGAGAGGCGAUCUUGAUGCCAUGAAAGAUCAAGUAAGUCAAGGAGCCGAGCUGGAUAAAGCUGGUUCUUUUGGUUGGACAGCCUUACAACUUGCAGCGAGUAAUGGCAACCUUGGUAUGAUAAGAUAUUUGCUAAGUCAAGGAGCUGAUGUGAAUUCUAGCAAUGUCUUUGGUAGGUGUGCCUUGCAUAAUGCUGCAACGAAAGGGAAGUUGGAUGUCAUGGAAUAUCUGAUCAGUGAAGGGGCCGAUAUGAAUAAAGGAAAUGACUAUGGAUCGACUGCCCUGCAUUUUGCAUCAACAUAUGGCCAUUUAGAUAUCGUGAAAUCCCUAAUCAAUCAUGGAGUGGAGGCAGAUAUUGGUAACGCAAUUGGAGCAACUGCUCUCCAUUAUGCUUUAUGUAAUCGUCAGAUCGACAUUACCAAGUAUCUGCUCAGCCAAGGCUCUGAACUGAAUAUGAGAAGCGUGUGGCCCUCCGUCAUCUUACAAUUUGAUGGACAGUAUGGUCACUAUGAUGGUGUGCGAUGUGUGCAUAGUCGUGUAGUUCAAGCAGUUAGCAGACUAAUAGAUUCUCUCACUGUCUUUAGAGGUGCUACAGAAAGUGAUCUUGGUAGAAGCAAAUAUCAAGAUGGCGAUGAGCAAAAGACAGUUCAAGGUGGAAUGGUUAUUGUGCAAAGGCCACUUAUAUUGUCUGAUCUUGACAUUCAAGAUCUUCUCGCAAGUCAAGGAGGCAGAACAGUUAGUCGCACAUCAUUACAAUAUGCUGUAGAAGGUGACAGUUUAGCAGUUGUAAGGUAUCUGGUCAGUCAAGGAGCUGAAGUGAAGGAAAGCAACAAUGCUGGCUGGACUGCUCUUCAUUUAGCUGCGCAAAUGGGUCAUCUUGGUAUUGUAAAUUAUCUACUUGGACAAGGAGCCGAAGUAGCCAAAGGAGACGUUGAUGAUAUCUCGCCUUUGCAUGUUGCUGCAUUUGUUGGCCAUUGUCACGUUACAGAGCAUUUGCUUAGGCAAGGAGCAAAGGUAAACGGAGCCACCAAGGAGAAAGGUUCUACAGCCCUACAUGUCGGCGUGCAGAAUGGUCAUCUCGAUAUCGCGAAAGGCUUGCUCAACCACGGAGCUGAAAUUGAUGCGACAGACAAUGACGGUUGGACUCCCUUGCACAUUGCUGCUCAGAACGGUCUCAUCGAUGUCAUGAAGUGUCUACUUCAGCAACUUGCAGAUGUUAGCAAGAUUACCAAGAAGGGAUCAUCUGCCCUGCAUCUGUCUGCUGUAAAUGGACAUUCCGAUGUCACAAGAUAUCUAUUGGAGCACGGAGCUGAAGUGAAUCUGAGUAAACCUGGGAAGAAUGCGUUGCAACCCGCUGCAGAACAAGACCAAGUGCAAGGGACAGGUCCAUAUACGCGGUGUGCUAAAGGGCAGAAACACCCUUCUUCCCCAAAUGACCAUGCAGAUACUGAGGGUUUAACAGAAAAUGAGAAGAAGGUUGUUGGACAACAUGCUGAGAAAGGCUGCACAGCAGUUCAUUUAGCCACGCAAAAUGGCUACACCUCCAUCAUCGAGACAUUAGUUUCUCAUGGCGCCGAUCUCAACCUCCAGUCCAUAGACGGAAAGACCUGUCUUCACGAAGCCAUCAGACUUUGUGGUCGGAAGGACGGCAAAGUUGAAGCAACACCAGCACUUCAAAAGAUCUCAGAAGAGUUCUAUCAGAAUGAAUUGUCUUCCAAGAAGGCCCUGGUCUUCUAUCUCUUGGACCACGGAGCAAAGCUGGACAUCAAGGAUAACCAAGGCAACCUACCAGUCCACUAUGCAAAGGAUGAAAUCAUUCGCCAGAUGAUAUUCUCAAGGUAG
Strongylocentrotus purpuratus (purple sea urchin) is the source of this 3141-nucleotide messenger RNA. RefSeq names its product ankyrin-1-like. Gene Ontology annotation, biological process: RNA processing. NCBI's taxonomy places the organism in Eukaryota, Metazoa, Echinodermata, Echinoidea, Camarodonta, Strongylocentrotidae. The coding region runs from base 1 to 3141 and encodes 1046 amino acids. Gene Ontology annotation, molecular function: protein binding; RNA binding; RNA nuclease activity. The transcript has 4 exons. The record is from RefSeq and is a predicted model, not a curated record.